AUGAGUAAUUCUAUUCAAGAAACGGCUUUUGAUGAGAUGAUAAAAGCUGGUAAUGAAGAAAGGCAAAUUGUCAUCAACAGUGGUAAUGUUGAUGAAAAUGGUUCACCGCUAUGUACUGUAAUAACAGAUGGCCAAUGGUCAAAAAGAUCGUAUAAGACUAAGUAUAACUCAUUUUCUGGAGCGGCUACUAUUAGAGGUUAUGACACCAAAAAGGUGUUAUUAGUUGGAAUUCGCAAUCGGUACUGUUCCGUUUGUGAACGGGCGAAUAAUUUAAAUAUAGACGUACUAACUCACAAAUGUUUUUUGAAUUGGAAUAAAGCAUCAACAGCAAUGGAAGCGGACGGAAUAAUGGAAGGAUUUCUUAACAGCAUGAGUAUGCAGGGUUUAACCUUUUUAUUGCUAAGCGACGGUGACAGUAGCGUCACCAAACGAAUAAACGAAGUUAUGCCGUAUGGACCAGAUUUCAAAAUUAAAAAAAUUGAAUCCAGAAAUCAUCUACUGCGAAAUUAUAUGACGAAAUUGAGUGCCCUUUCAAAAAGAACAGAAUAUCCCAUUAUCAUACGUAAUUUUAUAAUAAACAACACUCUGAGAUUUCGGUCUGAUAUUAGGAAAGCAGUUAGAUAUCAUUUGAGCACAGAUUUGACACUUCAGCAAAAAACAACAGGGUUUAGAAAAGACAUAUCAAACGCUCCAUACCACCGUUUGGGUCAACAAGACAGUUGUGCUUCAUACUUUUGUACGGGGCCAAAAGUUUGUAAAAUAAAUUUUGUUCCUGAGGCAGAAAUAUCGGGUUUUAUUGCUGAAUUCCGAAACAUAGUGUAUAUACUGCAAAUAAACACUGAUAGCUUGUUAGAGGAUGUCGAUAACAACCCAUGUGAGCAGUUUAAUUCCCUUAUUAAUAAGCAUAUCGAAGGCAAGCGAAUUAAUUUUACACAAUCUAAUAAUUAUCAAACACGGGUCCAUGCUGCUAUUAUUGCACCUAAUUCAGGAAACUACAUACGAACUAUAAACAAGAAAAUUAUGCUAAAAAGCCCCAGAAAAUUUGCUAAAAAAUAUUCAAAUAAUAUAGACCGGAUACGAAGUAACACAACAAUGAGACGACGAAAACUUUUCGCUGCGGGAAUGGUACGAUCCAAACCGAAAACAAAAUCUAGUGCGCCGGACAAAGACUAUGGCUUAGCAGAGCCUUUGGAUGACCUCUUUAGUCUCAGCCCAGAAGCUUUUGCUGAAAAAAAACGCAUUUUUAAAACAAACUGA
Molecule: messenger RNA, 1257 nt
Organism: Macrosiphum euphorbiae (potato aphid)
Lineage: Eukaryota; Metazoa; Arthropoda; Insecta; Hemiptera; Aphididae
Source: the annotation of a GenBank genome assembly